AUGUGUAUCCGAGGCUGCCAGGCCAUUCUUGGUAUCGAGGCGUGCCAGUCUUCAGCGCCGAGGGCAAGCAGCCAAAGAAAAAGGGCGGAAGCGGCAAAAUCCACCUCUGAUUCCUGGGGCGACACGAUAAUUCCCAUCCUUUUCAAGUCCUUCGAAAUCGCCACAAAUGGGGUGAAAAACAUUGUCGACGGCUACAACACAUUCCGGAACGCGCAGGUUCACCGUGCAGAAACGAAGGUCAAUGGGCAGGCCAUGAGGGGUGUCGUCCCUGAUAUGAAGGCUUUCCUCAGGGGCCUGUCGACCUACGUCAAGCAGCGCAACGUCCUCGAGCCAAACAUUCCUGAUGGCAGCCAAUACUAUCGGCAAACUCCCGUCAUUCAUGGCGAACUCGAGGCCCAGACCGGUUUGGAAGCACCACGCAAGUUCGCGAGACAGGUCGACAUGACAAUCAGGGAACAAAUGGCCUCGACGCCGUCAGGCAGCACUCGCGACAUCUUUUUCCUCUACCACCCUGACACCGACCGGCACGGAGAGUUCUUUGACACCAGAAGCGUGAAAAGGGCACGAUUCCAUCUCAUCAUUCCCGCCUACCGGCCCAUGCUGAUCAUAGACCCCCUCAUUUUCCCCGAGGAGUUGUAUCCAUUGACCAUUCGCGGUCUGGUGCACAACUCCCAGCCCCUGGUCUGGUUCGACCUUCCGACUGCCGCGCCCGUGGUAGGGGUUCUGGCGGGGUCCGUCUGGCUCGGCGGUAGCGCCGGGGCAUUUCUCGGGGGGGCGGCGGUCGGUGACCGAGUUGAGAAGUUGUUCGACAGACCUGUCCCAUGA
Thermothielavioides terrestris NRRL 8126 is the source of this 825-nucleotide messenger RNA. RefSeq lists its product as uncharacterized. The record is from RefSeq and is a predicted model, not a curated record. Lineage: Eukaryota; Fungi; Ascomycota; Sordariomycetes; Sordariales; Chaetomiaceae. The coding region runs from base 1 to 825 and encodes 274 amino acids. The transcript is spliced from 4 exons.